This is a messenger RNA of Aspergillus aculeatinus CBS 121060, 390 nucleotides long. RefSeq lists its product as uncharacterized. The transcript has a single exon. The coding region runs from base 141 to 359 and encodes 72 amino acids. Lineage: Eukaryota; Fungi; Ascomycota; Eurotiomycetes; Eurotiales; Aspergillaceae. The record is from RefSeq and is a predicted model, not a curated record.
CUCUCUGUUUGAUGCGACAGCCUCGGGACUGAACAGCAUCCGACUAUAUUUUCCUAUGUACACUCUCCCUCCUCGCACUGAAUAAAUAUGUAGAGCCUUUGAGUUGGGCCGCUUUAUGGCCGGGUGGUUGCUUAAGCUCAAUGAAGCAGGCCUUGGCUAUCACGAUGAUGGCUAAUGUCUCACUCGGACCAGACUCUCCGGACCGAGUAACCGCUGCACUUCAUUUUUUAUAUUGCACAUUCGUUGCGCAGCAAGGGGAUGGGACCAAUGUGACCUCCCAGGUGUCAAGCACGAGACACGUAACUAGGAGGCGAGGACCUAAAUAUUUUGAGCCAUCUCAUUACCAAGGCACUGAAUAAGAUAACUUGAAGUGGAGUUUAGAUACGGUAC